CAAGCUGACGCGCGCUUUUCCAAUUUUGAAUUAUUAUUAGUGUUGCUAUUCAUACAAAGCUGGCAGACUUGUAAAGCGCCGCAUGUGCGCUAAAAGGAGAGGUGCGGUGCACUGACCUUCGCCGGUGGAGAGCGCUCUCUUUCUUGUGUCUAUUGAAGAGGCCGUCGCUAGACGAUGGAGAUCGGCGAGCAUUGCAAGCUCGAAUCCUGCCAUCGGCUCACAUUCUUGCCCGUCAAGUGCGCCUACUGUCGAGAUCUGUACUGCCAGUCUCAUUUCCUGCCUUCACAGCAUGACUGCAGGGCGCCUGGAGCCGCCGAGGCCGAUCGGAUGCUGACCGACACCGAGCUCCUCAAGCGGGUCCAGCGCGUCAAUGCUCGAAGGACAGAGCUUCAGGCGGGUGGGACCUCGUCUUCUUCAGGCGCGACACAAUCUCAGGAAGAGGUCGAAGCAGAAGGACCGUCAAGACUGCCUUGCCAAAAGGCGGGCUGCAAGCGUUUCAGCCUCCAGCUCGACGGGGUGCCGGCACCGCCAAGUAGCAGCAAGACGCCAGUGGGCGUCAGUGUUAGCGACGGAAGGCAUGAGGCGAGAUCAGUGACGCAUGCGGCCCCCAGAUGCGAUCGUUGCAGGGGCAUCUUUUGUGUUGGCCACCGUUCGCCACUGUCGCACGGCUGCACAGCCCCUGCCCCUGCAACGCAAGGCGACCUGAGGAAGAAACAGGCAGACGAGAGGAAGAAAAAGGCCCAAGAGGUUCUUAGCAAGCAUUUUCCGAACAGGCCCAAGAAAUAGAGUCACCUCAUUGUAAAGUAACGCCAUCAUCUUUAGCAUCCUGUCCAACUACUACACGCCUAUGAUGAGAUUCAUCAUCUGAUCAGCCCAUUCACACUAUUCUCUCUGGAACGUCGGUUGGGCCUCUUUCCGCGGCUAGUCCUCGAACUUUUAUUCCGGUCCAUUUUAUUUCUGGCGCGCGCUAUCAAUCGUUUGCAGUAGUCGAACGAACUUCCU
Molecule: messenger RNA, 1002 nt
Organism: Acaromyces ingoldii
Lineage: Eukaryota; Fungi; Basidiomycota; Exobasidiomycetes; Exobasidiales; Cryptobasidiaceae
Exons: 1
Coding region: 175-786 (203 amino acids)
Cellular component (GO): cytoplasm
Molecular function (GO): zinc ion binding
Source: RefSeq, a predicted model, not a curated record